AUGGAUCUCUUCCCACACCAAAAUCAACCGGCAACAGAACGUGAAGAAGGCGCUGAAGGGAGGUCAGAUCGGCGACCCGACGAAACGACAGAGAGCACCGGCAGCGUAUCGGUCACAUCUCCAAAAAAAAAAAAAAACGACUUCGGCCAACAAAGUCAAGGCGACGCGAAAUGGCCUCCCGAAAAUGAAGCCGCGUUUGUGAGUGUUUUGUUGGAAGAAGUCCAGUUGGGAAAACCGUGCGGCCGGGAUCAUGACAUGGAGAAUAAGGUGUGCGUGCACUAUGAAGCACUGACUACUAUUUUUCACGGCACGGCUGCUACGGGGUUGACUGCGAGGGCAUCAACUCAACGGGUGGUCGAGGGUCGAAUCGUCGGUAGUGACCCAUCCGGCAAUGUCAGCCACGACUUUGUGGCGGAGGAAGAUGACGACCCAAUGGUCACCCCGACAUCUCAUGAACGGAAUGGUAGGCAGAGGCGGUCCGUUCGCCCAAAGAGAGGCACUGAGUCUAGUUUUGACACGACCAUGUAUUUGGGGUCAGACUUAAAUGUAUCCCUUAAAGAAAGAAACAACAAACCCCCAAAGCUAACGACAAUGAAACAAGCUAUGUGCGACCUUCAAGCAAUUUUGGAUAUGGAUCUUGAUCUUUUCCAAUAUGUGUGCAAGAAGGUUUGGGAUCCCACCAAUCGAGCGAUGUUUGCGGCAAUUACUAGUGACGAGAGACGUCGUAUUAUAAUUAAAAUGUGGAUUGAUGAGGGCCCCGGUGAUCAGAUGUCUUAUGUACACGAUAGUGACUCACAUAAGGAGGAGAUGGAUGAUUUGCCCGACGACAUUGAUAGUGAUUUGGAGCUGGUGGAAGACUAUUAUCCCUUGGAAACAUCCUUAAUGGUUGGGGCUCAAUUUCAACAACUCGUAAACAUUUUCUCGGCUUUCUCGUCCGCAUUUCCCCCUUUAAGAAGAACCCCUACUGAGAAUCCGCUUACACGGGAUUGCAUUGGCGCCAUUGAAGGCACUAUUAUACCAUCGUGGGUGCCCGAAGGACAGCAGGGUUCGCACAAAUGUAGGAAAGGUUAUGUAGCCCAAAAUGUGAUGUUGGCGUGUGAUUUUGACUUGAAGUACACUUUCGUCCUAGCGUGCUGGGAAGGCAGCGCAAACAACGCACGUAUUUUUAAUCACACUAUGUCAGACCCCAGAUAUAAUUUCCCCUUUCCACCACCCGGUAAAUUUUAUGUGGUGGACUCCGGAUACGCAAACAUCCCAGGUUUCAUGGCACCAUAUCAUGGUGAAAGAUAUCAUCUUCCAGAGUGGUUGGGAUCUAACCAGUUGCCCAACAAUGCUCGUGAGUUGUUUAACAGACGACAUGCCACUAUCCGUAAUGUUAUCGAACGCCACUUUGGUUUGCUAAAAGGGAAGUUUCCCAUCAUAAAGGGGUUGAUGCCAAACUACAGAGUUCACUCACAAACCGACAUUGUAAUAGCUUGUUGUGUUCUACACAAUUUUAUUCGGAUGCAUGGACAGCUGGAAAACAUGCCGCCUGAAUUCAGGAAUGCAGAGUACGUACGGCGACAUGAUCCUCGAGAUCGUACUAUACCUUUUAUGUCCAAUGAUAGUAACGCGAACCCCAGCGUUUGUGAGCAUUGUGUGUUGCGUGACACGAUAGCCCAAACCAUGUGGGCGAACCGAAGAUAG
Messenger RNA from Striga hermonthica, 1686 nucleotides. NCBI's taxonomy places the organism in Eukaryota, Viridiplantae, Streptophyta, Magnoliopsida, Lamiales, Orobanchaceae. The record is from the annotation of a GenBank genome assembly.